AUGGACUGGUGGGAUUAUUGUUUCAAGGAGCUUGAGAUAACUGAUGUGGAAAAUAUUCUCACCAUUUGUUGGGCUAAUUGGAGUGCACGAAAUGCUUGGGUGAUUGAAGGAGAACAUCCAGACCUUGUGACUACUAUUAACUAUGCGAUGAAGAUUUGCGGGGAAGUGAGGGAGGGAGGAGGUGGGAGUGGGCAGAUUCAGGGGCAGCAAGUUGUGAGCCACCCCGUGAGCUGGACUAGGCCUGAAUUGGGAUGUAUUAAGCUGAAUGUUGAUGCAGGUUUGUUGGGGGAUGUGGGUUCUGGUUUUGGGGCUGUUGCGAGAGACUGUGAAGGCAAUGUGCUUGGGUGUGCAGCGUACCAGUGCAAGGAGACUUGGGAAGCAAAAAUUGCAGAAGCUAAGGUAAUUGUUUUGGGUAUGAACUGGGCGAUUGAGAUGGGUUUCAAGAAUGUGGUGGUGGAAAGUGACUGUUUGCAGCUGAUUCAAGCUUUGCGUAAGGGCUCGAAGGGACAGAGUAAUUUCCAUUUAAUUUUAGAUGAUGUUUUGAGUUUAUGUUCUAGUUUUGAUUUUAUUUCUUGGUCUUUUGUUAAGUGUAGUGGUAAUAAAGUAGCGCAUACUUUAGCUCACUACCAACCUUGGGAGUUGGGGCGAAGAGUGUGGGUUAACGAUGUUCCGAGUUGUAUUUCUCCUUUUGUUUCUAAUGAUUUAUUAAUAUAA
This is a messenger RNA of Chenopodium quinoa (quinoa), 714 nucleotides long. RefSeq lists its product as uncharacterized. Gene Ontology annotation, molecular function: RNA-DNA hybrid ribonuclease activity; nucleic acid binding. The transcript has a single exon. The record is from RefSeq and is a predicted model, not a curated record. Bases 1 to 714 code for a protein of 237 amino acids. NCBI's taxonomy places the organism in Eukaryota, Viridiplantae, Streptophyta, Magnoliopsida, Caryophyllales, Amaranthaceae.